GACGACUUCUCUGGCGCAGCUCAGCAUGCUGCGUCUGAAUACGGUAGCGGCGGUGACUCCAGCCUGUUUACCAGUGCUCUUGGUAUGCUGGCUGGCAACAAGAACAGCUACCAGAAUGAGAGUGUAGACGAAGAUGAUGCGGUCAAGCAGCAUGAGAAGUUCUAUGGCAACGGUGGCAGCGGAGGUGGUCAAGCCAGCUCGAACAAUGUUGGCGCUGCUGCCGCUAUGCAGGCAUUGAAGAUGUUUAACAACAGCAGUAAUGAGGAUGCUAAGGGUGGUCAGAACAAGUUCAUCGGCAUGGCCAUGGGCCAGGCUGCCCAGCUGUUUGAUAAGCAACAGAGCCAGGGCAACACGGACGCUAGCGCUACCAAGCAAGAUGCCAUUGUUCAGGCCGGAAAGUUUGCACUCCAGUUCUACAUGAAGUCACAGAUGGGUGGCGGAAGUGGCGGAAGUGGCGGCGGCUCUGACAGCGCUCUUGGUGGUGUGUUGAACAUGGCCAGCAAGUUCAUGUCAAAGUAA
Molecule: messenger RNA, 519 nt
Organism: Bipolaris oryzae ATCC 44560
Lineage: Eukaryota; Fungi; Ascomycota; Dothideomycetes; Pleosporales; Pleosporaceae
Exons: 2
Source: RefSeq, a predicted model, not a curated record